Staurois parvus is the source of this 1279-nucleotide messenger RNA. The record is from the annotation of a GenBank genome assembly. NCBI's taxonomy places the organism in Eukaryota, Metazoa, Chordata, Amphibia, Anura, Ranidae.
AGGAAUGGAAUGACUACAAGCUUCGAUGGAACCCAGCGGAUUAUGAUAAUGUCACAUCCAUCCGUGUUCCUUCAGAGAUGAUAUGGAUUCCGGACAUCGUCCUUUACAACAAUGCCGAUGGAGAGUUUGCCAUCACCCACAUGACCAAAGCGCACCUGUUCCACACGGGAAAGGUUCAGUGGGUCCCCCCUGCCAUCUACAAAAGCUCCUGCAGUAUUGAUGUGACCUUCUUCCCCUUCGACCAGCAGAGCUGCAAGAUGAAAUUUGGCUCUUGGACGUAUGACAAAGCCAACAUUGACUUGGAGAGCAUGGAGCGCAAUGUGGACCUAAAGGACUAUUGGGAGAGUGGCGAGUGUGGGCGAUUGUCAAUGCCGUUGGGACGUACAACUCUAAGAAAUAUGAUUGCUGCACGGAAAUUUACCCUGAUAUCACAUACUACUUCAUCAUUCGGAGGUUACCCUUGUUCUACACCAUUAAUCUAAUCAUCCCAUGCCUCUUGAUAUCUUGCCUUACUGUCCUUGUGUUCUACCUACCAUCGGAUUGUGGUGAGAAGAUCACGUUGUGUAUCUCGGUGCUGUUAUCUCUAACCGUGUUCCUUCUACUGAUUACGGAGAUCAUCCCAUCCACGUCGUUGGUGAUCCCGUUGAUUGGGGAGUACCUCCUGUUCACCAUGAUCUUUGUCACGCUUUCUAUAGUCAUCACUGUCUUUGUGUUGAACGUCCACCAUCGAUCGCCAAGUACCCACAAGAUGCCUCUUUGGGUUCGUUCUGUUUUUCUGGAGCACAUACCAAGAUGGCUUUUCAUGAAGAGACCACCAGCUCCAGUAGAGGAAAUUAUCAGUCAGUACGACACACCGGAGCUUAAGCUCAGUACUUCUAAAUAUUGGAUGGAGACAGAUGUGGAUGAGAAGUGGGGGGAGCCAGAAGUGGAGUUGCAGCCGUGUCAUGUCCAUCAUGUGUCCACACACAACCAUUGCCUUCAGUAUCGUUAUGACUAUAACCACCCAGUGCCUGGGGGACAAUGCCAGACCCCUCGUCAAAGCAAAGUGGAGAACACUGAACCCAAUUUCUUGCUCUCCCCAAGUAUAUUAAAAGCUUUAGAGGGUGUCCACUACAUAGCGGAUCACCUGAGGGCUGAAGAUGCUGACUUUUCUGUAAAAGAAGACUGGAAAUACGUGGCAAUGGUCAUAGACCGGAUAUUCCUGUGGAUGUUCAUCAUCGUCUGUUUGUUAGGAACAGUGGGAUUAUUUCUGCCCCCUUUCUUGGCUGGGAUGAUCUAG